CCUGUACUCAGUGGAGUUAUUAUUUGGUAUUGAGGUGUUCAGGAUCCGCUGCCCGUCGGGGAGAGAGACGCACCGGGAGCUGCGACGCACAAACCCAAAGUCCGAAAAUGACUGUAGAGAGAAUAUUCGACGAGCUUGGACAUUUCAAAAGAUUUCAGGCAUGUCUGUACUUUGCAGCAGUCUUCCAGGCUGUAGCCUGUGGGAUCCACUACCUGGCCUCUGUCUUCCUGGUGGAGACUCCAAACUUUGUGUGCAGCAUGCCCGACAACAUCACUGAUGUCUUGUAUGGUAACAUGACAGGAUCUAGUCUGGAUGACAUCCUGCCAGUCUUCAACGCAAAAAAUGGGCCUUUGGUGGUGAGAACGAAUGACGGUGAACAGUGGGAGCUCAGUCGGUGCCAAUGUGCCCUGCGCAUAAACCCAAAAGACUUUACAUACAAUUUUGAUGGCAACAAAACAGUGAAAGCCUGCAAAGGGAACUUUGUUUAUGACCACACUGAAGUGUACCAAAGCAUAGUGACGGACUGGGACUUGGUGUGCGAGAGAGAGUGGCUGGCCAAGCUGUGCCAGCCCACCUUCAUGUUGGGAGUGCUGAUUGGUGCACUGGUGUUUGGGGACAUUGCUGACAGGGUUGGUCGUGUGAGGAUCUUAAUGUUCACCAGCCUCUGUCAGUUUGCACUUGGGGUGUGUGUGGCGUUCUCUGGAAACUACUAUUUCUUUGUUGUGCUCCGAUUUUUCCUUGCCAUGGUAUCCAGUGGAUACCUGGUGGUGGUGUUUGUCUAUGUGACUGAGUUUACCGGCAUCAAGGUACGCACAUGGACCUCUAUGCAUGUGCAUGCAGCCUUUGCAGUUGGCAUCAUGGUGGUGGCUCUGACUGGCUACCUAGUGCGGGUCUGGUGGAUCUACCAGAUCAUCCUCUCCACAUGCACCUCGCCCUUCUUGCUCUUCUGCUGGAAGUUCCCUGAGACACCUUUUUACUUGAUGGCCAAGGGUCAUUACAAGGAAACUCAAACCCUGCUGGACACAAUAGCCCGCUUCAACGGCCUUGACUGCAGGCUGAGGGCCGAAGAUCUCCUGGAGCCAGCAGAUCAGAAUGGCAAAGCUCUGCUGCAGAAGGAGUCAGAGGAGCGGCCAUCGCAGGCCGAAAAGAAGCUAACUAUCCUGGAUCUGUUCGGCAGCUGGAGGAUGGUGGGGCGCACAUGCACAGUGUGGGCCAUCUGGUUCAUCGGCAGCCUGGGCUAUUACGUCUUCUCUUUGGGCUCAGUCAACCUCGGAGGAAACCAGUACAUUAACCUCUUCCUGGCUGGUGCAGUGGAGCUCCCCUCUUAUCUGGUUGGUUGUUUUGCAAUGGACCGGAUAGGCAGGAAGAGGACUUGUGCCCCAGCUCUGCUCCUGGCUGGGAUCGCUUGUAUGCUCAUCAUUGUGGUCCCUGCUGACAUCGAGGUACUGGCCAUCGCUCUCUGCAUGACAGGAAAGUUUGCCAUCGCAAUUGCCUUUGGUCUCAUCUACCUGUACACCUGUGAGCUUUACCCGACAAUCAUCAGGUCUCUGGCAGUAGGCAGUGGCAGCAUGAUGUGCCGUGUUGGCAGUGUGGUGGCUCCCUUCUGUGUGUACCUGGCUGACGUCUGGGUCUACCUACCUCAGCUAAUUGUGGGAAUCCUGGCGUUCAUUAUUGGAGUGCUGACAUUGCUGUUGCCUGAGACUCUGGGCCAGCCUCUAACAACCACUUUGGAAGAAGCUGAAGCCCUGGGACAUGAGCCCAGCAAGAAGGCCUCAACCCUGGGCAAUAAAGAUGCUGAGGAUGGGUUGGAGAUGAACCAACAUAUGGAUAGUGCCUGAGCUGUACACUGCUGGAGAGAGACAGACACAGAGAGAGAAGCUCUGGAAAAACAUAAUAGAAGGAAAAGAGAGGAGGUGAUGGCUGCCAAAACCUGAAACAGUGACAUUAUUGAUUUAUUGAGUUGUUGAAAAAAAAAGAAAGAAAAAAGAACACACUUUUAUCAGAACCAGUUGAAAUUUAGUGUUUGUUGAGAUUUUACUCUGCAAAAUGACCAGUAGUGUAGUACUCAAGGGGUCUUCAGAUAGUACAGAAACCUUUCGGCUUGCACACAGACCUCAGUAAUAUAGCAGCCAGUCACAGAUACAGUGCAAUCAGGGCAGGCCGUGAAUUCAAUUAUCAGGAAAAUCACGUGCUCUGUGUGUAGUCUGUGUGUUAUACAUAUCUUGUGUAUCCAAGACCAAGAAAAUAUGAAGGAUGUAAAAGGAUCAUUUCAGUUUAUGACAAUUUCAGUCUUGUUUUGCUAGUUUUGGUCAUCAUUUCUAAAACACAUUGUAGUAUUGGCAGGUUAAUCUAAACCACUUUAUUUGGCAGUGCAACUGAAAGAGGACAGUUUGUGCUUCUUGCACCUUCAGAUAUUUCUUUACGAUGUUGCUCUAUUAACAGAUAUCAGCCAUCAUCUACAGUAACUUGUGAGUAGAGUAUUCUUAUUGCUGAUAGGACUGUUGUUGCUGCUGUUAUUGUACCAGUAACCAUGAAUCAUUGUCAAAUGCAAAUCAUGGGAUGAAAGCAUUAAGAUGCAAUGUUAAUUUAAACACACAUUGUAAAAUCAUGAUACAACAAAUAUAAUGUUUUAUUUUAGUAUCAAAAAGUGCCUUAAUUUUUUAAUCUUUUUUUUCAACAGUCAUUUUAAAUCUCAGGGCAUCCAUUUUUGGAUAUCACUGUGAAACUAUACAAAUGUAUAAUUUAAUUUUACACUGAUGUUAUUCUCAAUUCCAUCUUGUCUAAGGUGCCAUCGUUUAGCUGUAAUUUUUAUUUUUAUGUCCGUGUAUGUGUGUGUGUGUUAGAGUGUACGAUAUUGAAGUACAUGGAAGUCAGUAUCCUCAUUUUCUAUAUAUAUUUAGAAUAUGAAAUCUAGAUGCUGGACAUAGUGAAGGUGAUGAGCAGCUGUAUAUGAAGUAAUACUAUAUUACUGUAUUUUCAAGAGUUGAGAUCGUGGAAUGUUUGGACCAAAGACAGGAAUGAACCACAACAAUGUAUUCACCUGCUUUGAAACACUACUAGCAUGUAUCUUUUUUCAUAUCAAACAGUUGUGUGUGGUGCUUUAAAUUGAAGGAAAACAAGUGCUUUACUCAGGCAUUCAGUUCUGAACUGUUCAUAAUCAAUAGUGCAAUUGUUUUGUAUGAAUAGCUUCUUUGUUAGUAUUAUUUUUAUUUUAUUAUGAAGAAAUAAAUAAGUUGGCUAACACUGAUGUUGUUGGCUUCAUAAUUAAAGUCCACUUUUUACAAAACAGUCAGUGAUAAUAAUAUGACUGCUUCAUUUUGCAAGUUAAAAAUCUCUCUCUCUCUCGCUCUCUCUCUCUCUCUCUUUUUCUCUCUUUCUCUCUCCCUCUCUCCCCUUGCUAUCAAAAUGGGGAGUCGUGGGGUUCAUGGUAAACUAUUUUUGUCAUACAAGGAAUACAGAGGAGGUCUGGGAACAGCCCAAAGGACACUAACAGCUUCCUAUUCGCUGGUGGAGAGGAGUUCCCCACACCCAGCAAGCUCCCUCUGCACCACCCUGCAACACAACAACAAAGCCUCUGUGUUCAUCUUUGGAGCAGAAAUUCUGCAAAUGUGUGUGUAUGUUAUAUCUGAUUUUGUGGAUGGGAUAGCUGAAGUUAUGCACUUUAAUUGAACCUUAACAUGUUAAGCGGCACUAUCCCAUCCAUGGGUCACUUUUGCUGUGGUGGCAUUAUUUUGAGGAUCACUUAUACUGAUUCUGGUUUUUUGGUUGUAAAAUUAAAAGAUUUACCUUUCAAAUGA
This is a messenger RNA of Scomber scombrus (Atlantic mackerel), 3797 nucleotides long. It is a transcript of the gene slc22a16, whose product is annotated as solute carrier family 22 member 16. Lineage: Eukaryota; Metazoa; Chordata; Actinopteri; Scombriformes; Scombridae. Gene Ontology annotation, cellular component: membrane. The coding region runs from base 108 to 1838 and encodes 576 amino acids. The transcript is spliced from 8 exons. The record is from RefSeq and is a predicted model, not a curated record. Gene Ontology annotation, biological process: transmembrane transport.